Molecule: messenger RNA, 720 nt
Organism: Brassica napus (rape)
Lineage: Eukaryota; Viridiplantae; Streptophyta; Magnoliopsida; Brassicales; Brassicaceae
Product: cytochrome b5-like
Exons: 3
Coding region: 16-504 (162 amino acids)
Cellular component (GO): membrane; intracellular membrane-bounded organelle
Molecular function (GO): heme binding
Source: RefSeq, a predicted model, not a curated record
UUUAAGUAGUUUGUCAUGAGGAACCACAUUUCCACUCGAGUCUUUGGAGAGCUUCUGUAUCUGAAAGCAAAGCGGUGGAAAGAUCCCAAAGGAGAAAUGGCUUCAGACAAGAAGGUCUUUACUUUCGAUGAAGUUUCACAGCACAACAAACGCGAUGAUUGUUGGCUUAUUAUCUCGGGCAAGGUGUAUGAUGUGACCCCAUUCAUGGAUGUUCAUCCUGGAGGCGAUGAUGUCUUGUUUGCCUUAGCAGGGAAAGAUGCUACUAUUGACUUUGAAGACGUUGGUCACAGCGAGGACGCAAGAGAACUUAUGAAGGAGUACUACAUUGGAGAGAUCGACUCGUCUACUACUGUUCCAGCUACAAGGACAUACGUUGCACCGGUGCAACCCACUAACAACCAAGACAAGACACCACGAUUCAUCAUCAAGAUUCUUCAGUUCCUUUUUCCAAUCUUGAUCUUGGGUCUCGCUCUCUUUGUCCGUCAAUAUACCAAGAAAGAGUAGAAGCAAAGGCUUUGCAUAACUCUUUCUGAGUUAUCUUUCCUUUUGUUUUCGCCUAAACUUCAUCUGUCCCCUUAAAGGGUGGGCGAUUCUUAUUGAAACUACUACGAAUAAAUAAUCAAUGUGUUGCUGGUCUUGUCAUAGUUUAUCAUCAUCUGGUUUGUUGUCAUUGCUGAUUGUGAUGUCUUGUUCUUUUCAUUAGUACUACAAUAAACAUGC